AUGUUGGAUGGAUGCCUUUGCGCGGCGUCACUUGACAGCGGCGACCUUGGGGCUGCGGCCCCGGCGGCCUUGGGAUGCCGUGGGGCUCCGACAAAGCGGCCGCCGUUAAAACUAGUCCCCGCUGAAUGCUCCGGAAGCGGUCACGGUCGAACUAUAAAGAAGAGCCCCGUUUAUGUACCUACGGCUUCGGCGCACGUAAAGCCGAACCCGGGGGAUUGUCAGAUUCCAAAUCCACGCUACGGUGACCCUCGCGCGGAUUUGUUCCGAACAAAACCGCCGUCCGCUGUGUGCGUGCACUUGAGCGGCGCAGGUGUGCCGCUCUAUUCAUCGCGGCGGUUUCCUUGCGCGCAGCUGGCGGGGCCGCUGUCAGUUUGGGCGGGCUUCUGCGCUUUUUAUUAUCUGUGCACUAUGUAUUAUUACGUUAUAGCAUGCGCUGUGGAUGUG
Molecule: messenger RNA, 444 nt
Organism: Iphiclides podalirius (scarce swallowtail)
Lineage: Eukaryota; Metazoa; Arthropoda; Insecta; Lepidoptera; Papilionidae
Source: the annotation of a GenBank genome assembly